Laccaria bicolor S238N-H82 is the source of this 537-nucleotide messenger RNA. RefSeq lists its product as uncharacterized. Bases 1 to 537 code for a protein of 178 amino acids. The record is from RefSeq and is a predicted model, not a curated record. NCBI's taxonomy places the organism in Eukaryota, Fungi, Basidiomycota, Agaricomycetes, Agaricales, Hydnangiaceae. The transcript is spliced from 5 exons.
AUGCCCUGGUUGUUGCAUUGGCUGCUGGUGCGCUUGCUGUUGCUGUGCUGCAGCUGCAGCCUGAUUCCGAGCCCUUCUUCCACCCCACUUGCGCGCCCCCACAUAUGCCGCGAGUACCCCAAGAACGGCAACUAUGAUAGGAACUCCGAUAUCCUUCAUAUUGAGGGUUGGGUUAGUGAAGGAGAAGGAGAGGAUGAUGUUCGUGACGACGUUGUGGACGAUGACGAUCCUGAACUUGAAGAAGAACUCGACGAAGAACUUGAGGUGGAAAAACUUGUAGAAGACUUGGUCGAUGACGUAGUCGAGGAUGGCGAAUUAGUAGAUGAUGGAGGAGGCGAGUUGGUGGGACUUUGUAUGACAGACAGAGUAGAAGCGUUGACCCAAUCGAGUGGAUUGGUACGCGCACACCCAUUACAUGCGGUUAAAGAUCUGGGAGGAGACGUGUGUACAAAUGUCAAAAAUAGUUCCAACUGGCAGGCAAGCACAGCAUUCUUUGUCUUCGUCCAACAUGCACAGCGUGUCACCGUUCACAAUUGA